AUGCGUCUUGGUGCUUCACCCAUUCAGAAAUUCACAGUAGCCAUACGUAUGUUAGCUUAUGGUUGUUCAGCUGAUCAAGUAGAUGAAUAUCUGAAGCUCGGUGAAAGCACUGCUAGAGAAUGUCUUGGACAAUUUGUCGAAGGAGUAAUUGCUCAAUUUGCAACUGAGUACCUUCGCAAGCCAACAUUGGAACAUAUACAACGCCUCCUUAGAGAAGGGAAGGACAGAGGCUUCCCUUGCAUGACGCCUGGAUCAUGCAACGACAUUAAUGUACUUCAAUGUUCUCCGGUGUUUGAUGAUAUAAUAAAUAAUCGUGCUCCACAAGUUUUGUUCAUAGUUAACGGAAAUAAUUACAACAAAGGAUAUUAUCUCAUAGAUGGGAUUUAUCCAAAAUGGUCGACAUUUAUAGAUGCUAUUGCGGCCCCACACACCUUAAAGGAUAAAUUGUUCACUGAACGUCAAGAGAGUGCUAGAAAGGAUGUUGAGCGUGCAUUUGGUGUGUUACAAGCUCAGUUUGCAAUGAUUAGGAAGCCUGCUUUGGCAUGGAGUGUGGAGUUGAUGUGGAAAAUCAUGAUGACUUGCAUCAUCAUCCGCAACAUGAUAGUUGAAGACGAGCGUGAUAUAUAUUUAAACUUUAAAGAUCCACUUGAAUUCGCCCAAGAAUAG
Molecule: messenger RNA, 666 nt
Organism: Chenopodium quinoa (quinoa)
Lineage: Eukaryota; Viridiplantae; Streptophyta; Magnoliopsida; Caryophyllales; Amaranthaceae
Exons: 2
Coding region: 1-666 (221 amino acids)
Source: RefSeq, a predicted model, not a curated record